AUGCCGCCGAAAAGGAAUCUCCAGAACCAGAGGGAUGAACAGACAGAGGCGUUGCGCGACGUGUUGGCCGAUUUCCAAAGGGACUUACGAGACACAUUGACAAACACCGCUGCAGUUCAGCCUCCGCUUCAGAGACAAGUCGACGAGGAGGACGAGGAUGACUUUGAUGAGAAUCCGUUUGCCGGUCAGCAGGGUCGCCCUGUCCAGCAACACCAACGACAGGCUAUUGGGGACCCUCGGAAUGACAACCACCACUGGGAAUCGGGCCUUAAACUCGAUCUUCCAGACUUUCAUGGGAGUCUAGCACCUGAGGAGUUACUCGAUUGGAUCAGUAACGUGGAGGAGAUCUUGGAGUUCAAACAGGUGCCGAGCAACAUGCAGGUACCAUUAGUUCUGACGCAUUUUCGAGGACGUGCGUCAGCUUGGUGGCAGCAAAUCAAGGAGCAGAGAGCUCGCGCGGGCAAAGAUCGUAUUGCGUCCUGGGAUAAGCUCAAGCGUCUUCUCCGCAAAUCUUUCCUGCCUUACAACUUUGCUCGCACAAUGUAUACUCGACUUCAGAAUCUUCACCAAGGUACGAGAUCAGUUGAUGAGUACGCGGCGGAUUUCUUCACGCUACUAGCUCGCAACAAUGUUAAUGAGACGGAGGAACAGAUGGUUUCGCGGUUCAUGGGAGGGUUAAAACAACAACUCCAGCUUCAAUUGUUACAAUUUAACCCAUCUUCCGUGUCAGAGGCUCAUCAGCGUGCGCUCUUAAUUGAACAGAGCUCCCGUGGUUCAUCUGCUUCGUGGUCGUCAGCUCGUACGCGCUCAAGUGGGGAAACGAGUGGUGGGGCGAACACUGAAACUGGGACAUCAACAACGGAAGCCCAGCGUAUCCAAGAGCUGAGUGGAAACGUGGCCUCACGUUUCCCCCGACCUGCUUCGUCAAAAUGCUUCAAUUGUGGCGAAGUUGGACAUCGUCAAGCAAACUGCAUGAAACGGGUUUUCUACAGCAAUGAUGAAGUGCUCUACGAUGGUGAUGAUACUGACCCCCAGGAUAAGACUGAGGUUGAUGACAAAGUGGCAGGCGACCAAGGUCUGCUCUUAGUGAUUCGACGCAACUUUCUUCUGCCUCAAGGAAUCGAAGAAUCUUGGUUGCGCACCAACAUUUUUCGCUCAACGUGUACUAUCCGUGGCAAGGUGUGUCGCAUGAUCGUCGACUCAGGUAGCCUCACCAACGUUAUCUCUGAAGAUGCGGCAGCUAAACUGGCUCUUUUUACGGAACCACAUCCAGCACCGUAUAAACUCGUAUGGAUUAACACAAUGAGGGAGUUGCGCAUUACACGGAGAUGUCGCGUUCCUUUCUCAAUUGGGACCAACUACAGAGACUUGAUUUAUUGUAAUGUGAUUCCCAUGGACGCCUGUCACCUCCUCUUGGGUCGUCCAUGGCAGUUCGAUCGGCACACCACUCAUGAUGGCUUUCACAACACGUAUAGCUUUUGCUUUGAGGGGAAACGCAUUACUCUGCUACCAGCUCAGGAAACAGCAGAGAGUGCAGCUCCUUCCUCUAGUCCGCCAGUGCCUCCGCAGACUAAUGACCAUCCUAAACUCGUGCUUCUAGUCGAUCGCACUCAGUUCUUGGCAGAAUGUGUUGCGAGCGAUAUGGGUAUUGUUCUGGUUAUCAAACCGUCGUCUUCGGCAGUGCCUACUGACGUCCCAUCGGAUUUUCAGCAGCUCGUCGAGGAUUUUGGAGAUGUUUUCCCCGAUGAGCUUCCUUCCGGUUUGCCACCUCUUCGAGACAUUCAGCACUGCAUCGAUUUGGUUCCCAAUGCAGUACUUCUGAACCGUCCUCAUUAUCGAAUGUCACCACAGGAACAUGAUGAGUUGCGUCGACAAGUGGAAGACUUUGUUGCAAAAGGCCAUUUGCGUGAGAGUUUAAGCCCUUGUGCUGUACCAGCUCUGCUCAUCCCCAAGAAAGACGGUACCGGGCGUAUGUGCAUGAUUAACAAAAUUACAGUGAGAUAUCGGUUCCCUAUUCCCCGCUUGGAUGAUCUCCUCGAUCAGAUUGGUGCUGCAUCCAUCUUCACCAAGCUGGAUCUUAAAAAUGGGUAUCAUCAGAUCCGUAUUCGACUUGGCGAUGAAUGGAAGACAGCAUUUAAAACGCAUGAGGGUUUAUUUGAGUGGUUGGUGAUGCCGUUUGGCCUCUCUAAUGCGCCCAGCACCUUCAUGCGUGUCAUGAACCAAGCUUUGAGACCAUUUAUUGGACGUUUCGUUGUCGUAUAUUUUGAUGAUAUACUGAUCUUUAGUUCGUCUCUUUCAGAUCAUUUGCACCACCUGCGUGAUGUUUUGUUGGUCUUGCGGCAAGAGAAGCUCUUUGGUGCCGCAAAGAAGUGUUCUUUUGGUGUGGCACAGGUCUUGUUUCUCGGCUACAUUGUUUCUAAAACCGGUUUGCGUGUUGAUCCGGCUAAGGUAGAAGCAAUCCGCUCGUGGCCUCAACCGCAUACAGUGACCGAGGUUCGCAGUUUUCAUGGGCUCGCAUCCUUUUACUGA
This is a messenger RNA of Eutrema salsugineum, 2529 nucleotides long. RefSeq lists its product as uncharacterized. The transcript has 2 exons. Bases 1 to 2529 code for a protein of 842 amino acids. Lineage: Eukaryota; Viridiplantae; Streptophyta; Magnoliopsida; Brassicales; Brassicaceae. Gene Ontology annotation, molecular function: nucleic acid binding; zinc ion binding. The record is from RefSeq and is a predicted model, not a curated record.